This is a messenger RNA of Neltuma alba, 604 nucleotides long. RefSeq lists its product as uncharacterized. Bases 272 to 454 code for a protein of 60 amino acids. The record is from RefSeq and is a predicted model, not a curated record. Lineage: Eukaryota; Viridiplantae; Streptophyta; Magnoliopsida; Fabales; Fabaceae. The transcript has 2 exons.
GCCCCCGCCCGAACCCUUCGCGGUUUUUGUGGGGAUCCUUCUAGAUUCCCACCUUCCUUCCCAAUUCCUUCCCUUCAUUCCCACAGUAACGAAAUUCGCUAACGUUUGCCGGUACUUGUUGCCAAGCAAUUUCCGAUUUUCGUAUCUAUCUGGUGAAGCCGAAGCCCUAUACCUUCAAACUCUGGUCAUUCGAUCAACAACCAGCGCCACGGGCAAAAUCCUUGAUUCUCACGCGAAAUUUGGGGUCCGGCCAAACACUGAAGCAGCCACGAUGGGCAUAAUCAGAAGUUGCUUCUCUUUCAUAGCAGGGACGGUCUGUGGGGUUUACUUGGCUCAGAACUAUAAAGUUCCAAAUAUCAAGAAGCUUGCUGACACUGCCAUGGUCAUGGCCAAGCACGUUGAGGAGCAAUAUCGCAAACCUAAGAAGGGUAAAGAUGACGACAACUAUGAUUAGUGCCUCUGAGAUGCCACGUCAGAAUCAGAUUCUUGCUUUUUUUGUUCUUCCUUCAGUCCUGGAUUAUAUAGGAUCAAACGUGUUAAUGACAAAUUAUCGAGAAACACGAGUUAUUCAAUUCUUGUUAUAGAAGUGUUUUGAGCAUUAAAA